CUGCACUGAGUUCGUGUGUCAUAAUCAGCCAGAUCACUAACAGCGGUAAAAUGGCCAGAGUUUGUCUGCUGGUUUUCAUUGUUGGUUUUCAACUCGGGGUUCCUGGAGCAAGUGCUGAGAUCACAGGAGACAACACAGAAGCCGUGUUUAUCUCUCAGCAGACGGCACAUGUGGUGCUGAAACGACAACGGAGAUUCAACAGUGGGCGUCUGGAGGAAAUGCUCCAGAAAGACAACCUGGAGCGAGAAUGUAAAGAGGAGCAAUGCACCAUGGAGGAGGCCAGGGAGUGGUUCGAGGAUGAUGAAAAAACUAUGGAAUUCUGGGUCCUCCACACUGAUGGUGACCAGUGUAAGCCAAACCCAUGUCAGAAUGGAGGAGAUUGUGAGGAUGGAAUAAGCUCCUAUAUCUGCUGGUGCAAAUCAGACUUUACCGGUAAAAACUGUGAGAUUGACAAGACCAGACAGUGUUCGAUCAACAAUGGUGGGUGUGCACAUUUCUGCACGAUGGAAAGACACCGACCUGUGUGUCACUGUGCAGCUGGUUACAAAGUUGGGACAGAUAGAAAAAGUUGUGAACCAACAGAGCCGUUCAGUUGUGGUAUCGUCAGCCUGUCCUCUGGCCUGGUUGCCAGAUCUUUCAGGUGGACACAAUCCUCCAACUCAACUAACUCCACCAGACAGGAUUAUGACUAUGAUUACGCUGAAGAAAUCGAGGAUUACCUCAACUUUCAAAUGAACGAAUCAAAGCUGUUCAACAACUCAGCAGAUUCUCUAUUAAAUGUCAGCUCAGUUGGGUUGGAUUCAAGUUCCUCCUUAAACCAAGCUGAGACUCUCAACUCCAGAGCAGAGCGAGAUCAGAGCAAAAGUCCCAGACAAAAGCGUUCCUGGGAUUUACCUGUGCUCCCCACCGUCAUCGCACAAAAGAAUGUGGACGAGAGGAUUGUUGGAGGAAAUGAGGCCACACCUGGCGAGAUACCUUGGCAGGUGGCCCUGAUGGCUUUUUUACCCAAGCGAAACAAAACUCUACCCAUCUGUGGAGGCUCUCUGCUCAGUGAAUUUUGGGUAAUCACUGCAGCCCACUGCGUGGAGGUGGCCAGAGAAAAACAAUACGCUAUCUUCGUAAGACUUGGUGAACAUGAUGUGAAUGUGGUCGAGGCUUCAGAGAGCAACCAUGAAGUGGCCGAGGAACACAUCCACCCCCACUACAACACUCAUGAAUCACAGUUUAAUCACGAUAUCGCCCUGCUGAAGCUCGCCACUCCUGUGGAACUGUCCAAUGAAAGACGUCCCAUAUGCGUGGGCCCAAAAGCCUUCAUACAGGACCUCCUGAAAGACUCCAGCAGCUCUUUGGUGAGUGGCUGGGGACGGACAAGGGACGGUGGUCUUGAAGCUGACAAGCUUCAGAAGUUAUCGGUUCCUCUUGCCGACCGGACCUUGUGCAAACAGAGUAGCCGGAGCCACAUCACCAGGUUCAUGUUCUGUGCCGGCCUGGCAGAUGGAUUGAGCGAUUCGUGCCAGGGAGACAGCGGUGGCCCGCAUGCCACCAACUACAAAGGAACCUGGUUUCUCACCGGCAUCGUCAGCUGGGGGGAGGGUUGUGCAGAGAAAGGAAAAUACGGCAUCUACACCCGUGUUUCACGAUACUACUCCUGGAUUGUUCAGACAACCGGGAUCUUACAGUCCAACUAAAAUAUGUAGUUCAGCAAAUUCAGGAUUUCUUUAGACAGUUUCAAGUUGAUAUCUUGCCUAAAGGUAAAACUCUUCGUUCCUCUAUUUGGACAAAAACAGAUUAGCUAGUCUGUAGAGGACUUCCACUUUAACAUCAAACAUGUUUUAAUUUUACAUAAAUACAUUAUAAUAAUUAAAAUGUGUUGCUUGUGAAAAACUGAGUUUUGUAGAAUCAUACUUUACAACAAGCUGUGGUGGAAGAAUGAAACAUCCUUCUUGGUAUUUUUCUCAACAUUUCCACUACUAGAUUAGGAACUAAAACUCUUCCAUGAAUCUGCAAUAAAUGUGCAUGCAAAGUUUU
This is a messenger RNA of Poeciliopsis prolifica (blackstripe livebearer), 2028 nucleotides long. RefSeq names its product coagulation factor IXb (gene f9b). The record is from RefSeq and is a predicted model, not a curated record. Bases 51 to 1688 code for a protein of 545 amino acids. Gene Ontology annotation, molecular function: calcium ion binding; serine-type endopeptidase activity. The transcript has 8 exons. Gene Ontology annotation, biological process: proteolysis; blood coagulation. NCBI's taxonomy places the organism in Eukaryota, Metazoa, Chordata, Actinopteri, Cyprinodontiformes, Poeciliidae. Gene Ontology annotation, cellular component: extracellular region.